Messenger RNA from Kwoniella shivajii, 3252 nucleotides. RefSeq lists its product as uncharacterized. The record is from RefSeq and is a predicted model, not a curated record. Gene Ontology annotation, molecular function: ATP binding; protein kinase activity. Gene Ontology annotation, biological process: protein phosphorylation. Bases 1 to 3252 code for a protein of 1083 amino acids. Lineage: Eukaryota; Fungi; Basidiomycota; Tremellomycetes; Tremellales; Cryptococcaceae. The transcript has 6 exons.
AUGCCACGAGGAGAAGAGAUCCAACAUCCUGGUGCGGGGACUUUCUACGUCUAUGGAUCAGGAAGAGGUUCAUCUCCUUCUGGUUCAGGAAGAUCAAGAUCCAAACUAGGUUCGAAAGAAAGAAUAUCCAAAAAGGAGAGAGGAAGAGAUGGUUCCCCUUUUCCAAUUGGGUUACCUAUGACCAAGUGGGAUGAUCUCAUCAAAUAUCAGUAUCAUGAAGAUCCUACUGUCGCACCUAAUCCAGAUUCAUUAUUGAAACAUGGUAUAACGGAAUAUACUUUUAUUCCAAUAUCUUCAGGAGGUGUCUUAGGUAAAGGUAAAUUCAGUACCGUCUAUAAAGUCUUAGGUAUAGAUGGUUCAUACUAUGCUCUAAAACACACGCCAUUAUAUCCUCACCAUCCAUUGAUAUCAGCUAGAUUACUAAGAGAACCUACUUUAUUGGCUGAAUUACCGAGUCAUCCUUGUUUGAUAGGCGUUGAAGGAUGGGUAAGAACCCAAGGUCAUUUUUAUCUCAUCGAACAAUACGCUUCGUCUCACGUGCCUCUGCCUGCUCAUCCAUUACCACUUCAGCCUUCAAGAGCGGCAUAUAUCUUAGAUCAAUUGGUCUCAGUCAUCAGAGAUACAUUACAUGAGAAAGGAAGAGUAUGUCACAGGGAUUUGAAAGGUGACAAUGUUUUGGUUGAUGUGGAGACUGGAGAAAUUCUGAUUCUCGACCUGGGUCUAGCGACAAGAUUUUCAGCUAGUGAACCAAAGUUAACCACCUGUUGCGGCAGUCCUGCGUUUCAUAGUCCUGAAAUAGUACAUGCUCUCUCUCGCCCGCCAGGAGAAAUCACUUACUAUGGACCUGAACUAGACAUAUGGUGUAUAGCAUUAACGCUUCUCUCUUUACUACUUCAAGUUCGCUUCCCACUUGGACCUAAACAUACAUCCACCUAUGUAAUGCGAGAAAGGGUGAGGGAUAGAUUACAAGAACUUGAUGAAAUGUAUCCACGUCAUUCACCUUGGAAACCGCCAAGAUCAUCACGUAUAAAUGAUUUUUCAGGUUCGGGUUCUGCGAACAGUAACGUGGUGAAUUUGGAAUUUGAACGAAAAGAAUGGAGAAGAGUUAGAAAUGCGAUGAGAGAUUUCCUCGAAUUGGACGGCAAGAAGAGGAUGUCAAAUUUCAAUGCUUAUACGUUAGGUGAACAGAUAAAUCAAAGAGUAAACAAUUGGAUUCAAGAUGAAAAGACCCGAUUUUCAAGUUCAACAAGGUUUAAAUCUACUAGUUUCAUCGAGACUGAAAUCAAAUAUACUUUACCUAUUUAUCUGGAUCAAUCGGAAGAAGAAGAUAACGAUGAUCAAGCUGAACAUGAUUAUAGAGAAGCCGAAUCAUCUCAUCGUAUUUUGGGUCAUGGUGGUAAUGAUAAAUCGAGACCGAAGCGAAACAACCACAAAACUCAAACACAAAACCAAAAUCAAAACGUUAUUACACUGAGAAAUCCUCAAGGUGAAAGCGAAAGACGAUGUAAAAGUUAUAUCAAAUAUCUAUUACGUUCGUCAGGUGUAUUAUAUCACCUUUUACCACCCCCUUCAUCUUCAUCAUCAAUAAUGAAUGGUAGCGCUUCUUCGACAGCUUCUUCAAACGGGAACGAGACCAUUACCACUUCGAAAGAAGAUACCAUACUGCAAUUAGUCCUAGACAUGCCGGAUACACCUAUCGAUUCAUCUUCCCAUCAUCAACACACUCAUGCGCCAAAUGAUCCUCAAACAGGUUGGUUUCCUUCCUUCUUCAAUUUUCAUAGAAAAACACCUACACCUUCAACUUCACCUCAACAACGAUCAGUCUCAUUGCCACCUUCCAAAAGAUCAGAAAAACCUCUUACACCACCCAUCUCACCAAAUAAAGACACUACAUCUAAAUCCAACAAAAAGGUUUUAAGAUGUUAUAUCAAACUUGAAUUUGUAAAUCAAAUAUCGCCUUCGAUUUCGACUGAUAAACGAAGAGGUUCAUUGGAAACUAUUCAGACUUAUAAAGAUGGCUGGGGAAAUACUUUAACUCCUUUGCAUCCUGUUACAACGAAUAUGAGUACACAAACGAAUACAUCAUCAUCGACUCAAAAUCAACCCCAAAUUAACAGCGACGGAACAGCAAGAAAGAAUUAUAUAUACCCAGUCAGAUCUUCUUCCGUUACCAGACCUGUUAACAACAACAAUAGACCUGCAAAUAGAAGAUCAGUUUCCCACGCUGCUGCUCUAUCAAUUACUAGACCUUCCUUCAACAGGGUGACUACUAUGUCUAACAUCAACGUUCCACCUUUAUCACCUUUAAGUCGACAAGUAUCUUUAGCUUCUUCACCUUCUCCUCCACCGACACCGAUGGAACCCCUUUCAAGAGCACAAAGUAGAGCCUCCAGUAAAUCCAGAAGAUCGACAAGUGGUCUAGUCCCCUCCCAACAUCAUCACCAUCACCAACAUUCUCAUGGAUAUGGUUCCAGUCAACACGAAAGUAAGAUCAUAAUACAUUUGUCAGAUCCACGAUCUUUCCAAACACUUAAGAAAGCUUUCAACGUUAACCCAUUCCCAUAUAAGAUGAACAACAAUCACAGUAGCAGUACUGAACAUGAUGAUUUACUAUUACUGUCACCUAUGACAAUUAGAAGAAACAGUUUAGCACCGAGUUUGAUUGUAUCUCCAACGGAUGAGCAGAAUGAUCAAAUCCCUGAUCCAGAGGGAAAGAUCAAGGUCGGAAUAACUGGAGAAUUGAAUCCCGAUAAGAUAAUCAUACAAGAACAUGAUCUCGAACAAGUUGAAGUGAAUGGAAAUCGGAAUAACGAGGAAGAGGAAGAAGAAGAAGAAGAGUUGAGAGGUAGACCAAGAUCAAAAGAAGAUAUAUCAACCCUAACCAAUCAUUUACACAAGACGAAAUCACGUCAAUCAACGAAUAGUAGUUCGAAUAAAACCAAAUCGACCAAUUCAAUCAAAUCGAAAUCGUCAAAAAGUAGAUUAGAAGUGAAAAGUGUUGAUAGUCCACAACAGCUACCUCAAGAAAAAAGAGGUUUGUUAGAUGUUAUAUUUGGUACUACAUCUGUUGGCACGAACAAUAACAGUAAUAACAGUAAUAAUAAUAGUAGGAAUCAAGAAGAAUUGGGAUAUCAAUAUCAUAAUUCUUUAGGUAUCGCACUUGGAAGUGGAAGUGGCUAUGGAAGAGCAAUGAACAUGAAUAUUAGAGCUAAAUCAGUUCCUCCUUUUAGAGGUAUAGAGGAGAGGUUAUAA